AUGCCGACAGCCCAAAGGGGCAUCGAUGCCCAUUUGGAGAAAGGUUGGGCACACGCCAUCGAAAAGGAAAACAUGCUGCGCCUGAAGUGGUUCCGAACCAACGAGCGUCGCCUGAAUGAGAUUUCCAACAAACCACCAAACAGAGCUGUACCGGAAGAAGUCACUGAAAAGUACAAGGAAGCCAUUGUGGACAACUACAGGAACGUCAUCAAGAAUCCGCGGAUCAAGACCGGGGAUGCUGAUCCGUUGAUUGAUCCUAGAGCGAUGCAAGCGAUCAUGAAACCGGUCAAUCCAGCCACGACCCGGCUGAUCUACAGCGGUUCCAACAAGGACGGCAGGAAAAAUUAUCUCACCAAGCGGGUGCACCAGAUCCCUGAAGACCGGUUCUACUUCCCGGAGGUCAGCAGCUGGGCGUACGGCUGGAACAUGUGGGACGUGGUGAAGGAGACGAGGAAAACCGGUUUCGGAAGACAGCAAGUCAUCAAGGACUCCUUUUAUAGGAGAAGAGGGGUGGGGUGUGAUCCAGAGUGGUAUAAGGAGCCGGCUGUUUUCAGUCCUUCCAUUUGCAGUUGCAAUUGAAAUGAAUAAAUUUGAAGAUCUA
Molecule: messenger RNA, 601 nt
Organism: Phaedon cochleariae (mustard beetle)
Lineage: Eukaryota; Metazoa; Arthropoda; Insecta; Coleoptera; Chrysomelidae
Source: the annotation of a GenBank genome assembly